CGUCAGACGUCAUGAAAAAUGAUAUUUGGAGCCAGAAAUCUAUAGAAGAGUCUAUACGCCUCUGUUUGGAUAAGAGACUGAUCUUUCUUGUCUAUAUUCAAGGAGAUGAUGAAAAAUGGAUUGAUAACCUUUUAACUCCACAGGUUUGCAAGGAAAUAAAAGAAAAAACGGUUUCCCUAAGAUUAUUUAAUGGAACAAUUGAAGCCAUGUCUUUUAAACAGAUGGUUGUUGUAAAUAGUGUUCCGUCUAUUUUUCUGAUUAAGGAUGGAUUAGUUAAAAAGUCAUUUUAUGGGAAUGCAACGGCAGAAAAUCUUAUUGAAGGUAUUCAAAGUUUGAGUAGGGAAAAAUCUAUGUCAAAUAUUUCAGAAUAUGAGGGUGCUUGUAGAAAUUUAUUAAAUAUUCAGGAAAAGGAUGGUAUUUCAUCUAUAAAAUCUGCAAAGAUGAAUUCAAAAGAUGGAGGAAAGAGAAAAAAGUAUGUUGAGGAGUUGAAAAAAAUGAAAAAAAAAGAUUUAGAGGAACGAAUGUGUAUUUUAGCUCGAAUUAAUGCUGAUAAAGAAGAAAGAAAAGUAAAAGAACAAUAUAGGAUCUCAGCGCGUUCGAAUGAGGUUUCUAUAUUUACAGAGGAUACUAGUUUUCAACAAAGUGCUAAAAAUAUAUGUCUUUUAAAUAUACGACUUUUAAAUGGAUCAUCUAUUCAAGCUAAACAUUUUACGAUCAAUAAUACAUUGCAAGACGUUCGGCAAUGGAUUGAUGAGAAUCGGACAGAUAAUAAGAUACCUUAUGACUUAAUUCAGGUGUAUCCGAAAAGAUUGUUUAGUAUUUCAGAAGAAGUAAAAACAUUGGAAGUUUUAAACUUGUAUCCUAGCGCAACACUUGUUUUAAAGCCUAUAAAGAAUGCUAUAUCGGCAUAUGUUAAUUUGGAUAAAGGUUAUUUUUCUAAACUAUUCGGGGCCUUUGGUUAUUUCAAAAGCAACAUCUACUCAAUUUUUGGCUGGAUAUCUGCAGUUAUUAAUAAAAAUAAAACAAUUAAAAAAAUGGAACAGAAUAAAAAAGUGCAUUCUUUAAAUGAUCAACAGAUAUCGACUUCCGAUAACAGAAAUAGAGAUAAAAAUGUUUGGUAUAAUGGAAAUACGCUUAACCAAGAACCCCCUGUGGAAAAAAAUAAUUAA
Messenger RNA from Pneumocystis murina B123, 1169 nucleotides. RefSeq lists its product as hypothetical. The record is from RefSeq and is a predicted model, not a curated record. Lineage: Eukaryota; Fungi; Ascomycota; Pneumocystomycetes; Pneumocystales; Pneumocystaceae. The transcript is spliced from 8 exons. Bases 12 to 1169 code for a protein of 385 amino acids. Gene Ontology annotation, molecular function: protein binding.